AUGUGUAUGUUCCUUGCCAAAUGUUUUUCUACUUUUCCUGGGCUGUGUUGGCUUGCCCUUACAAUGUAUCAAGUGGAUCAUCCAAGUUAUGACGAUAGAUUGAGAUACUUCAGUAUAGUGUUCGAGUCAUUGCUCUCUUUCCAAACGGAGGAAUCAAGAAACAAGUCAAAGAAACAGAAGUCUGCUAUUGAUCUUCCCAAAGCCCCGAAAGAAGUGGAGGGCCCUAAGGUUUCUGAGCUAAAGGCUAAGGCAGAAGCUGAGCAGCAUGCUGUCUGUCGAAUGAGGAUGUGUCUCCGAGAUAUCUGUAACCGCAUUUUGUACUACAAAAGGUUCAAUGUAUUUCACUUCCCUGUAUCAGAAGAGGAGGUGCCUGACUAUCGAUCAAUAAUCCACAAGCCCAUGGAUAUGGCUACUGUCUUGCAGCGGGUGGACUCUGGACAGUACCUUACCAGUGCAGCAUUUAUGAAGGAUAUUGAUCUCAUUGUCUCAAAUGCAAAGACUUACAAUGGGGAUGACUACAAUGGAUCUAGGAUCGUCAGUAGAGCAUGUGAACUCAGAGAUGUGGUAUCUUGUUUGUUCUCACUUUCUCCUAUAUUGGGUUCUCGACAAUGCCUCUACAGAUUAUCAUUCUUAUGUCUAAUGAACCUCUUUUUGGCCAGGUCCAAGGGGGGCCCACAGCAGGUUGUGGAUGAUGAAGAUAACUCUAUUCUUCAAGCAGCGCCUGUUGCUCAGCUGGUUUCUGGUACUAGAUUAAGUGCAAGGCUUCGCAAUGUACAGCCAGAAGUAAACGUGUCACAAAGUUAUGAAGUGCUAAAGCGGCAAAAGAAAAGUGCUGAAAAUGAGCACAGCAUGACCAAAGAUGUGGUAGCUAGAGAUGGAAAGUCUCCGGAAGAUGUAGAUUUGUCAAAACCAACUGACCCAGAAGAAGCUGCAAAAGAACCAGAGUCAAAUGGCACAACUAAAGAAGCCAACGAUUCACCAGCCGAAGAACCAGAAGUACCUACUUCUCCUGAACCCAUGGAGUCUGACAACGCAAUUUCUCAUGCUUUCCCCCUUCUAAAAUUUCUUUCACUAAGCCACUUGCCUAUUGCCGGCAAAAAGGUUAACGGGGCUGCUGUAUCACGCCAAGCUUUAGGAUUUUACCUAACUAGUGACAGCUAA
Molecule: messenger RNA, 1161 nt
Organism: Miscanthus lutarioriparius
Lineage: Eukaryota; Viridiplantae; Streptophyta; Magnoliopsida; Poales; Poaceae
Source: the annotation of a GenBank genome assembly